Drosophila albomicans is the source of this 14697-nucleotide messenger RNA. It is a transcript of the gene Dhc1, whose product is annotated as dynein axonemal heavy chain 5. The coding region runs from base 141 to 14267 and encodes 4708 amino acids. NCBI's taxonomy places the organism in Eukaryota, Metazoa, Arthropoda, Insecta, Diptera, Drosophilidae. Gene Ontology annotation, molecular function: ATP hydrolysis activity; dynein light intermediate chain binding; minus-end-directed microtubule motor activity. The record is from RefSeq and is a predicted model, not a curated record. The transcript is spliced from 38 exons. Gene Ontology annotation, cellular component: dynein complex. Gene Ontology annotation, biological process: microtubule-based movement.
GUUUGUUCAAUAAUGUGAAAGUGCAUUGAUUUCUCUUGAAAAGAAAAGUGCAAAGUUCUACAUCGUCUUGUCAAUCUAGUAAAUCUAUAAUAUUAAUAUAGAGUAACAUAGAUAUUUUGUGUUGAAAUAUUGCUAGCACGAUGUUCGUACAAAAGAAAAAACUGGUCGAGCAUGUGCUGGCAAUGAAGGCGGCCAAUGGUGGCAGCGGAAGCGAAGAUGAAGAGGAAGAGGAGGACGAGGGAGACAUUUUGCAGCGACGAAGGGAAGAAUGCGAGCGAAAGGCGCGGCGUGGGGAGAUGGACCCCCGUUUGGAGUUCACAUUCCAGCUGCUGAUAGAUGCCACACAGCUGCCCAGGCAUCAGCUCAUGGACUACAUAUUCGAAGGGGAUAUGCUCGAUGAGAUCAAUCAGCUCUUUUUGCCGAAUAUGAAAAACAAGCUGCUGUGGUUCUAUCAGGAGGUCGAUGAACCAGAGCCGCCGCCCGUGGUGGAUGCCAAUAAACCGGGACCAUCACGCACUGGCAUGGCAUCGAGCAGUUCCAAGACACCGCAGGGUGGCGCCUCACCGAGUGGUCUGCCGCCGCCCAAGCACAAGAAACUCUUCCUAACGGACGGCUGGACUUGCGCCUUUACUGGCGUAUGUAUUUAUAUCUUUCGCGUGAAUACGUCCAAGCAGCUGCCCGAGGAGGGAUUCCAAAAGGAUUUAUACUGUGGCGUCAUCGAUGCCAAGAAUAUUGGCCUAGUCACAUCCAUAGAGCGCAUCGUCGAGUACGUCUUCAUGCAGGCCCUUGCCUUUCCUAGCCUCGAGGGCGAUGAAGAAGAUGUCAGCUGUGGCCUCAUCAAGGGACAGCUGCUUCCCGGACUACGCUCCUUUUGCAGCGCGUUGCGUGUCUGCGAACAGGUCUGCGAUCAUUACAAUGUCUUUGCCGAUGGCUGUGACAUGUUCGAUGGCUGCCUUGUGGUCGAUGAGGUCAAGGACAUGGCCAAGAAUCAGCAGUUCUGCGCCCAACUGGAGGAGCGCGUCAACAACUGGUCCAAGGGCAUACUCAAAAUUCUCGGCGAGAGCGAGCAGUUGCGCAAGGAGAACGAUCACAGUGGACCCCAGGAUGAGCUCGAGUAUUGGAAGAAACGCGGUGCGCAGUUCUCACAACUCUUAGCUCAUCUGCAGGACAAGGAAGUGCAGUUCACGCUGCAUUGCCUGUUCCUUGCCGGCUCACGUGUGAUGCGGCAGUGGAAGGAAACCGAUCGCAAGAUCACUUUUUGCUACAACGAAGCGCGCGACAACUCUAAGUUUAUUCAGGCCAUGGAGACUUGUUGCCAUUCACUAUAUCUCGACGAUCCGGUCAGCAUGAAGGAGUCCAUCUUAAGUCUGCUGCAGACAGUGCGUCUCAUCUAUAGUGUAUCUCAGUUCUACAACACUUCGGAGCGCACAUCAGCGCUAAUGGUCAAAAUUACCAAUCAAAUGAUUGAAACUUGCAAAUCCUACAUCACUUGUCGCUGCAAAGAAACAAUUUGGUCUCAGGAUCGCAGUCUCAUUCGCACCAAGCUGAGCAACUGCAUUAAAUUGAAUCAUAUUUAUCACGAAACCUACUAUACAGUGAGGGAACAACCCUUUCUACCACAUCAGACACCAUUUGGAUUCUCCGAGAACUUUGUAUUCGGCAAAUUUGAUACGUUCUGCGAGCGUCUGUCGAAAAUAAUUAAUAUGUUUAAUCUGAUUGAUGAUUACAAUCAUUUGUUUGAGCGUCGCUUGGAGGGCUUGUUGCUUGGCGAGGCCCUUGAAGAUGCUUCCAAUCAUUUUGAGGAGGCUAAGAAAGAAAUCAUAUCCAAGAAAUACGAUUAUCUCGAUCAUCGCAAUGCCGAUUUCAAUGACGACUUUGAUCGCUUCAUAAACAAAACCGAUUCCCUGAAGGAUACGAUUGCCACGCUGAUCGAGCGUGACUUUGACACUGUCUGGGAGACGCCUCAGUGCAUCCGCUUCUUGGUGCGCUUCGAGAAGGUCAGCGAGAAGAUUCCGCUGACCCGCAUGGAUGAGAAGUACACGCGUAUUCUGCGCUACGUGGAGAAAGAGGUGGACCGCAUUCUCAAGACCUUUCGCAAGCAACGCGAUGAUCCUCCGCUCGCUCGAAAUUUUCCCCCCAUUGCGGGUCGCAUUCACUGGUGUCGCGCUCUCAAUUUGCAUCUCACAGAGCUGAUGGAUGCAGUGAUGGAUCAUGCUGUGCUCAGCACACAACCUCUAGCCAGAGACUUGGAUGUGCGCUUUAAUAAUGUGCUCGGUGUGCUGCAGGAGUACGAGGACGAGAUUGUUUCCAUUUGGCUGGACCAGGAUAUUAGCGUGGCCGAUGCUUGCCUAUUGCAACCUCUGCUCUGCCUACAGGGCGACAGGUUGUUUGUGAAUCUGCAUCCCACAAUUCCCUUGCUUAUACGAGAGGCCAAGAUGCUGGCCAAACUGAACAUUGAGCUGCCUAUUGUGGCUGCCACGCUGAUGAGUCGUCAUCAGUACUUCCUCACCAUACAGGACUCAUUAAAUAGUCUUAUCAAAAUGUUCCUGUCAACGGUGAAGGCUGUCAAGCUGGAGGUGCGUCCUCUGUUUCUGCCACAGCUGGUGCGCUUGACGGCCAUGUUGAAACCUGGUUUGCACAGCAUCAAUUGGACAAACCAGAACUGGACACAAUUCUAUGAGCGUUGCAAACAGGCCAUCGAAACGUUCGAAGUGUUGGUGGCUCGCGUGCACGACAUCUACUCGAAUCGCAUACUCAACGUGCUGAUGUGGAUGCAGGAUGUCUCACUGCAGAUACUGCCAGCAGACGAUGAAAUCUGGACAGUUGAUGAAUUUCUAGAGCGUAGCGAGGAGGCAUGCAGAAAAGCUGCCAUUGAACUGAAUCGUAAAAGUCAAAUGGUCUCCGAGGCGGUCGAAGAAGUUUUAAAUUUGGUGGACAAGGCGACGGAGACAUUUAAGGAGAUUGCUGGCGACGACGUGGUCACCUUGUUCGAUGCAACUCCUAAAGGUGAUCAAACGGGCUCGGGGGGUCGUAAGGCGGAGGAUGGCGCUGCAGCUGGCACUAGUUCGGGAGGUGCAGCAGCCUCGAGUGGCGCUGGAGCUGGUGCUGGAGGUCAACAGCAGGACUGGAGUAUUUUGUGGUCGUGCUUUGAGAAUCCCUUAACGCUGCUCUCUACCUCCGAGAGUCUGCCCAAGGGCAUGCAGGACAUGGUCUGCAAUGCCGUUGUCGAGAUGCGUCGCUAUUACAGCCGCAAGGUGAUCGAUGUGCUCAUCAAGGUGAUACGUGCGGCGCUGGACACGAUGCGGCGUCGGUUCAUCGCCGACGAGCACGAGACGGCAGCGAAGAAGCCGAUCUUUGCGCUGCACGCGCAGCUGCAGAUACCCAAUGUGGUCAUUAAGCCGAGUCUGGACGAGCUGCAGGAUAUAUUGGUGACGGCUGGCAAGAAUAUCACGGGCAUUGCGAAGGGUGUGGCGCAAUGGACUAGCGGCAAGGAUCCGCCGCAAGUUUCGAUGACGGCGCAGCCGCGCGUCGGACGCAACCACACAGACGCUGCAGGCGGCGCAAAGAAUCGACGCCGCAAGAUCUAUUGUCUGGCCUCCGAGGAGCGUCCCCAGAUGCCGCACAUGCUGAAGAGCUUCUACUCGGCCAUCAUGGACAACAAGGAGGUGGCCAAGGCUCUCAAUCAGCUCUCCAGCUGCACGAAGAACGUCAAGCCCGAGAUCCAAACGUACAUCAAACGCUGGAAGCCGUAUCAUUUCCUUUGGAAAAACGAUCGCACCACACGCCAGCUCAUGGAGUUUGGUCUGCAACAGUUUGAAUCGACUCUACGAUGUCUGGCCGAAUUGGAUGCAAAUCUGCUCGUUGAACCAGACAUGGAGGUCUUUGGCCAGUGCGUGGCUGUGUAUAAUGAAAGGCUUAAGUAUGGUUUGGCCAUUGAGAUCAAGUCCUGCAACCAUAAAAUUGGCCAGGCGAUGAAGAAGAAGUAUAAGAAGGAAAUGGACUAUGUGUAUGCGGUGAUCAAUGAAAUGGAUCGUAAACUCGACCGACCCAUUCGUGACCUGGACGAUGUACGCAUGAUAAUGGAAACGCUGGGUAAGAUACGUGAGCAAGAGGUGGACAUGGAGCUGCGCAUAGAUCCCAUUGAGGAGGCGUUUAAUGUGCUCACACGAUACGAGGUGCAGGUGGAGCGGGAGCAGUUCGAUUUAGUUGACAAUUUGCGGGCAACGUUUCAGAAUUUGCUGGCCGGAGCGCUGCAGGCGCAGGUGAAACUACUGGACAUGCAGCCGGCGUUCCAGGGCGACUUGCGCAGCAAUCUAGACAACUUUAAGCAGGAUAAGAUUGCAUAUGUGACGGAAUAUCGCACAGCGGGACCCAUGCAGGCGGGUCUGACGCCGCGCGAAGCUUCCGAUCGUCUGAUAUUGUUCCAGAAUCGUUUUGAGGGCAUGUGGCGCCGCCUGCAGACGUACCAAAGCGGCGAGGAACUCUUCGGUCUGCCACAGACCGAUUAUCCAGAGCUGGGCCAGAUACGCAAGGAGCUCAAUCUGCUGCAGAAACUGUAUAAGCUCUAUAACGAUGUGAUUGAUAGGGUUAGCAGCUACUACGAUAUACCGUGGAAUGAGGUGGACAUCGAAGAGAUCAACAAUGAGUUGAUGGAGUUCCAAAAUCGUUGUCGCAAGCUCCCCAAGGGCCUCAAAGAGUGGCCCGCAUUCCAUGCUCUGAAGAAGACCAUCGACGACUUCAAUGACAUGUGUCCGUUACUGGAGUUGAUGGCGAAUAAAGCCAUGAAGCCACGCCAUUGGCAACGGAUCAUGGAUGUUACUCGCUACAUCUUCGAGUUUGACUCGGAGGGUUUCUCGCUUAAGAACAUACUCGAGGCGCCGCUGCUCAAGCACAAGGAGGACAUCGAGGACAUUUGCAUUAGUGCCAUGAAGGAGAAGGAUAUCGAGGCGAAGCUCAAGCAGGUGACCAACGAAUGGUCCGUCCACGAACUGCAAUUCAUGAGCUUCAAUAAUCGCGGCGAACUUUUACUGCGCGGUGAUACCACAGCCGAGACAAUCGGCCAGCUAGAGGACAGCUUAAUGGUCCUCGGUUCACUGCUAUCAAAUCGCUAUAAUGCGCCCUUUCGCAAGCAAAUCCAGCAAUGGGUCUACGAUCUGUCCAACUCCAAUGAGAUACUGGAACGCUGGCUGCUCGUUCAAAACAUGUGGGUCUAUCUCGAGGCUGUAUUCGUUGGCGGCGACAUUGCCAAGCAGCUGCCCAAGGAGGCCAAACGGUUCUCCAAAAUCGACAAAUCCUGGCAAAAGAUUAUGCAGCGCGCUCACGAGACUCCUGGCGUUGUGGCUUGUUGUGUGGGCGAUGAUCUGCUUAAGCAGCUUUUGCCCCAUCUUCAGGAGCAGCUCGAGAUUUGUCAGAAAUCUUUGAGUGGUUAUUUGGAACGCAAACGCAUUAUGUUUCCGCGUUUCUUCUUCGUUUCGGAUCCAGCUCUGCUUGAAAUUCUUGGCCAAGGAUCCGAUUCGCACACCAUACAGAAUCAUUUACUAAACAUAUUCGAUAAUACCAAAUGCGUCAAAUUCCAUGAUGUGGAAUACAAUAAAAUGAUGGCAAUCAUCAGCAGCGAGGGAGAGAUGAUACAGCUGGAUCGUGCCAUUCGAGCCGAGGGUUCGGUCGAGACAUGGCUAACUCAAUUGCUGGUCACAGCACAGCAGUCACUGCAUUCGAUCAUUCGCACCGCAUAUGCGACAAUAAACGAUCCGAAUUUCACGCUGCUAAGCUUCCUCGAGAAGGUGCCGGCACAAAUCGGUUUAUUGGGUAUACAAAUGAUAUGGACACGAGAUGCAGAAAUGGCUCUGAUGCAGGCCAGACAUGAGAGGAAGGUCAUGUCAGAGACGAACAACAAGUUCCUAGAGAUGCUCAACACCCUGAUCGAUCAAACCACGCGUAAUCUAUCCAAACGGGAACGCACCAAUUUUGAAACUCUAAUCACCAUUCAUGUGCAUCAGCGGGACAUCUUUGAUAUACUGUGUCGCAUGAACAUUAAGUCAUCAAACGACUUUGAGUGGCUGAAGCAGUGUCGCUUCUACUUCAAAGAGGACUUGGACAAGACCUGGAUAUCUGUUACAGAUGUCACAUUCACCUAUCAAAACGAAUAUCUUGGCUGCACAGAUCGCUUAGUGAUUACACCUCUUACGGAUCGUUGCUACAUUACUCUGGCCCAAGCGCUCACCUUGAGUAUGGGAGGCGCACCGUGCGGUCCUGCGGGUACUGGCAAAACGGAAACUGUAAAGGAUAUGGGCAAGACGUUGGCCAAGUAUGUUGUCGUUUUUAAUUGCUCCGAUCAAAUGGAUUACAGGGGCCUGGGACGCAUCUAUAAAGGUCUAGCCCAGUCCGGUAGCUGGGGCUGUUUCGAUGAGUUCAAUCGCAUCGAGCUGCCCGUUCUCUCUGUGGCUGCCCAACAGGUUGCCGUUGUCCUCACCGCUAAGAAAGAGAAGAAAAAGACAUUCCUCUUCACGGAUGGCGACACGAUUGAAAUGAACCCUGAGUUUGGCAUUUUCAUAACCAUGAAUCCAGGAUACGCUGGUCGCAAAGAGUUGCCGGAGAACUUGAAAAUCCAAUUUCGUACAGUGGCCAUGAUGGUGCCGGAUAGACAGAUUAUUAUAAGGGUUAAGCUAGCUAGUUGCGGAUUUCUGGAGAACAUCACGCUGGCACGCAAAUUCUAUACCCUGUACAAGCUCUGCGAAGAGCAGCUGACCAAACAAGUCCACUAUGACUUUGGUCUGAGAAAUAUAUUAUCCGUGCUGCGCACAUUGGGAGCUGCCAAACGUCGGAACUCUAAGGAUAGCGAGAGUACGAUUGUGAUGCGGGUCCUGCGCGACAUGAAUCUGUCCAAGCUGAUUGACGACGACGAGCCACUAUUCAUUUCGCUGGUGUCGGACUUGUUUCCCAAUCAGACUCUCGAAAAGACCAACUACCCUGAGCUGGAGGCGGCGAUACUCCAGCAAACAGAAGAGGCUAGUCUGGUCUACCAUCCUCCGUGGGUUCUCAAACUAAUACAGCUCUACGAGACACAGAAUGUGCGGCACGGCAUCAUGACUUUGGGCCCAAGUGGAGCAGGCAAAAGUACCUGCAUACACACUCUCAUGAAGGCCAUGACACAGAUGGGUGACAGUCAUCGCGAGAUGCGCAUGAAUCCAAAGGCCAUAACAGCGGCUCAGAUGUUUGGUCGCCUCGAUGUGGCCACCAAUGAUUGGACCGAUGGCAUCUUCUCUGCCUUGUGGCGCAAGACACUUAAGCUCAAGGCAGGCGAACAUGUCUGGCUGGUGCUAGACGGACCUGUAGACAGCAUUUGGAUAGAGAACUUGAACUCUGUGCUGGAUGAUAACAAAACGCUGACGCUGGCCAACGGCGAUCGUCUGACAAUGGCGCCCACUGUGAAAAUCAUCUUCGAGCCGCACAACAUUGACAAUGCCUCACCGGCAACGGUGUCACGCAAUGGCAUGGUUUACAUGAGCUCAUCCGGCCUGGACUCGCGACCCAUUGUUCAAGCUUGGCUGAAGAAUCGCGCACCUGGCGAGAAGUCGACAUUCUCGCAAUUGUUUGAUCAGACCUUUGUCGACGUUUACAACUGGGGAGUGCAGAUGGUAAAGCUGCAGAUGCCGGUGCUGCAGUGCAACAUAGUGCAGCAGAUGCUGUUCAUACUCGAGGGACUCAUUCCCUCGAAGAAGGACGACGAGCAGGCUGUCAGUCUGUCCAGCAAGGAAAGCCAAGAUGAGGACUUGGCCGAGGAGAGCGCUCCGGAGGAGAAGGAGGAUACAUGCACCCCAGAGCACUUGCACCGCUUGUAUGUUUUCGCGCUGGCCUGGGGUCUGGGCGGGUAUCUCUCGACUAGUGAUCGCGUUAAAAUGAAUCUGUAUGUUAAGGAAUCGUUUCCGCAAUUGGACUACCCCAAGGGUAGUGCCCAUGAGAAUACAAUAUUUGACUUUUUCGUUUCUCCAACGGGCGUGUGGCAGUCGUGGAAGACGCUCGUUACACCCUACAUGUAUCCGGAGCUUUCCACACCGGACUAUUUAAGCAUUCUGGUGCCCAUUGUGGAUAAUGUGCGUAUCGACUAUCUGAUUGGCACCAUUGCCAAUCAGGAGCGCGCCGUGAUGGUCAUUGGCGAACAGGGCACGGGCAAAACGGUCAUUAUGAAGAACUUCAUGAAGAAAAUGAACAUUGAGACGUAUAUGGGAAGAUCAUUCAACUUCUCAUCGGCAACCAGUCCGUAUCAGUUUCAGCGCACAAUCGAAAGCUAUGUGGAGAAGCGAGUUGGUGUGACAUUCGGGCCACCCGGUGGCCGCAAACUGAUCGUGUUCAUUGACGACAUCAAUUUGCCGGAGAUCAAUGAGUGGGGUGAUCAAAUAACCAACGAGAUUGUGCGCCAGUCCAUGGACAUGAAGGGCUUCUACAGUCUGGAAAAGCCCGGCGAUUUCACCACCAUUGUCGAUGUGCAAUAUGUGGCAGCGAUGGGACUGCCCGGUGGCGGACGCAACGAUAUACCUUCGCGGUUGAAACGACAGUUUUGUGUGUUCAACUGCAACAUACCCGACAACGACUCCAUUGAUAAGAUCUUCCGCGUUAUCGGUGAGGGUCACUACAAUGCCAAGCGUGGCUUUGUGCCCGAGGUUCGCAAUCUGGUCAAGAAAUUGAUAUUAGUGACACGUCACCUAUGGCAGCGCACACGAGAAAAACUAUUGCCUACGCCGGCCAAAUUCCACUACGUAUUCAGUCUGCGCGAUUUGUCGCGUAUCUGGCAGGGCAUGGUUGGCACCUUAUCCACAGUGAUCACCGCGGAAAGUGUGCUCAUGUCAUUGUGGAAGCAUGAGUGCACGCGCGUCUUUGCCGAUCGUUUCACCACGUUCCAGGACAAGGAGUGGUUCGGCUCAGAGUUGGCCGCGCUAGUGCGCGAGGAGCUGGGCGAGUCCCAUUCCCAAAUGAUCAUACCGAAUCCGGUGUUUGUUGACUUCAUGCGGGACGCCCCCGAGCCGACUGGCGAGGAGGGUGAGGACACUGACAUGGAAUUGCCCAAAGUCUACGAACCGGUGAACUCUCAUAACUCGUAUGAAGCGCUACGCGAGCGUCUCGUUAUGUUUCUCGCCCAAUUCAAUGAGAUGGUGCGAGGCUCCGGAAUGGAUUUGGUGUUCUUCCCCGAUGCAAUGCUGCAUUUGGUGAAGAUCUCCCGCAUCAUUCGGCAUCCGAGAGGCAACGUCAUGCUGGUCGGGGUCGGCGGUUCUGGAAAACAGUCGCUGACGAAAUUGGCAUCAUUCAUUGCCGGCUACAAGACAUUCCAAAUUGCGUUGACGCGUUCGUACAAUGUGGCCAAUUUUCUAGAGGACCUAAAGCUGCUCUAUCGCACCUGCGGCGUUCAGGGCAAGGGCACGACCUUUCUCUUCACUGACAUGGAUAUCAAAGAGGAAGGUUUCCUCGAGUAUCUCAACAAUAUACUCUCGAGCGGCGUCAUAUCAAAUCUAUUCUCGCGCGAUGAGCAGGCCGAAAUCGUGCAGGAGUUGACGCCGGUCAUGAAACGCGAGAAUCAACGCAAAACAGCGACCCCGGAGAGUGUGAUGGAAUUCUUUUUGGCACGCACCUGCACCAAUUUGCAUGUGGCAUUCUGUUUCUCGCCCGUGGGUGAGACGUUCCGGUCGCGGGUGCAACGCUUUCCCGCCUUGGUCUCCGGCUGCACCAUCGAUUGGCUGCAUCCGUGGCCCAAGGACGCAUUGGUCUCGGUUGCCAGACACUUUCUCAGCCACUUCGAGAUUGAGUGUACACCGGCUGUCAAAGAAGAGCUGGUUAAUGCGCUCGGCUCCAUUCAGGAUAUUGUCGCCGAAACAUCGCAGGAAUAUUUCCAGCGAUUCCGUCGCGCCACUCACGUGACACCCAAGUCUUAUCUGAACUUCAUAGCCGGCUACAAGAACAUUUACCAGCUGAAGCAGCAAGAGCUGCGCGAUGGUGUGGAGAAGAUGGAUACGGGUUUGGAGAAACUGAAAGAGGCUUCCGCCUCGGUUGAGAUCCUUAAGAAAGACCUAGUCGUCAUGGAGGAAGAGCUUGUCGAAGCCUCCAAGAACGCUGAAUCUGUGCUAGUUGAGGUUACCGAGCGUGCUAUGCAAGCGGAGAUUGUCAAGAAUCAGGUGCUCAUCGUCAAGGACAAGGCUGAAGCUCUCGUCGCCUGCAUUGCCAACGAAAAAGCGCUGGCUGAGGAGAAGCUGGAGGCAGCCAAGCCCGCUCUCGAGGAGGCUGAGAAUGCCCUUAAUACCAUCAAGCCGGCGCACAUUGCCACAGUGCGUAAGUUAGGCAGACCACCGCAUCUUAUCAUGCGCAUCAUGGAUUGCGUGCUAAUCCUGUUUAAGCGCAAGCUGCAUCCCUGCAUUCCCGACUCGGGCACGCCGUGUCCGAAGCCCUCUUGGCAGGAAUCCCUCAAGAUGAUGGCUAGUGCCACGUUCCUGCUGCAGCUGCAGAACUAUCCCAAGGACACAAUCAACGACGAGAUGAUCGAUCUGCUGCAACCCUACUUCCGCAUGGAAGACUAUAACAUGGACAUGGCGCGUCGUGUGUGCGGAGAUGUUGCCGGUCUACUCUCCUGGACCAAGGCCAUGUCUUUCUUCCACAGCGUCAACAAGGAGGUGCUGCCUCUAAAGGCGAACCUCACGUUGCAGGAGGCGCGUCUCAAGCUCGCCAUGGACGAUCUGGCUGGUGCCGAGGAGCAGCUGCGUGAGCGCGAGGAGGCUCUGCAGGCUGUCAAGGAUCAAUACGAUAAGGCGGUGGGCGAGAAACAACGCCUCAUGGAUGCGGCCAAUGUCUGCUUGCGUAAGAUGACAGCGGCAACGGCUCUGAUCAAUGGCCUGUCAGACGAGAAGCAUCGCUGGACGAAUCAGAGCAAGGAAUUCAAGAUACAGUUGGGCAAGCUAGUGGGCGAUGUGCUGCUGGCCACCGGUUUCCUCUCUUACUGCGGUCCCUACAAUCAGGAGUUUCGCGCUAAUCUCAUACGCACCUGGAUGGGCAUACUUAAGCAGAAGGCCAUUCCUUUCACCACUGGCCUCAACAUCAUCAAUAUGCUAGUGGACUCGUCCACAGUAUCGGAGUGGACAUUGCAAGGGUUGCCCAACGAUGAUUUAUCCGUACAAAAUGCCUUGAUAGCCACGAAAUCCAGCAGCUAUCCGCUAUUGGUUGAUCCACAAACGCAAGGCAAGAUAUGGAUCAAGUGCAAGGAGGAUCGUAAUGAGCUGCAGAUCACCUCGCUGAAUCACAAAUACUUCCGCACACAUCUAGAGGACUCGCUGUCUUUGGGCAGGCCGCUGCUGAUUGAGGAUGUGGGCAUCGAUCUAGAUCCGGUUAUCGACAAUGUGCUCGAGAAGAACUUUAUCAAGUCGGGCAGUAUUGAAAAGGUACUGGUGGGCGAUAAGGAGUGCGAUGUGAUGCCGGGAUUCAUGCUAUACAUCACCACAAAGCUGCCCAAUCCAGCCUUCAGCCCCGAGGUCAGUGCCAAGACCUCAAUCAUCGACUUUACAGUGACAAUGCGUGGUCUGGAGGAUCAAUUGCUGGGACGUGUCAUACUCAUGGAGAAGUCCGACUUGGAAGCAGAGCGUGUGGCGCUCUUCGAGACGGUGAUGCAGAAUCAGCGAAACAUGAAGGAACUCGAGGCAAAUCUCUUAUUGCGCUUGAGUUCAUCGCAGGGCUCCUUGGUGGACGAUGAGGCGCUCAUCGAGGUGCUGCGUGUCACCAAAACCACAGCCGAGGAAGUUAAUCAGAAACUUAAAAUCUCAGAGGUGACCGAACGCAAGAUCAUGAAGGCCCGCGAAGAAUUCCGCGCAGUGGCCAAGCGAGGAUCGAUCCUCUACUUUUUAAUUGUCGAGAUGAGCAAUGUAAAUGCCAUGUACCAGAAUUCUCUUAAACAGUUCCUCGUCAUAUUCAACAACUCAAUCACAAAGUCCACCAAGUCGAGCAUCACCGAGGAGCGCAUCAACAUCAUUCUACGCUAUCUUACCUACGAGGUUUACAAGUUUACCAAUCGCAGUCUCUAUGAGCGGCAUAAGCAACUCUUCACCUUGAUGCUGGCCAUCAAGAUUGAUUAUCACAAUGGCAACAUCAGCCAUGAGGAAUUCUUGACAUUUAUUAAAGGUGGUGCUUCCUUGGACUUGAACGCUGUGGCACCAAAACCGUUCCGUUGGAUUCUGGAUAUCACUUGGUUGAAUCUGGUGGAGAUAAGCAAACUAGAGACAUUUUCUACGGUGCUGCAGAUCAUUGAGCUGAAUGAGCGUGACUGGCGCAGCUGGUAUGAGUGUGAGAAGCCAGAGAACGAGGAGAUACCUUGUGGAUAUAAUGCAGUGCUGGACAGCUUCCGCAAGCUACUGCUUAUACGUUCCUGGUGCCCAGAUCGCACCAUUUCCCAGGCGAAGAAGUACAUUGAAGAAUCCUUGGGUCCAGAGUACAGUGAGAUGCAAAUUUUGGAUCUUGAGGCCACCUGGGCAGAGUCUGAACCCCGCACGCCUUUCGUUUGCCUGCUCUCGAUUGGCUCCGAUCCCACUACACAAAUUGGUGGUCUGGCCAAGCAAAAGGGCAUCAUACUAAAAUCCGUGUCCAUGGGUCAGGGACAGGAGUAUCACGCUCGCAAGAUGAUCAUGGAAUCCAUGGCGAUUGGUGGUUGGGUGUUGCUGCAAAACGUGCAUUUGUCGCUGCCCUUCUGCUCGGAGGUGAUAGACAUGUUGGUGGAGACAGAGCACAUCGAUGACACCUUCCGCAUGUGGGUGACUACAGAGCCACACUCGGAAUUUCCGAUUGGUCUGCUGCAAAUGGCAAUCAAGUUCACCAACGAACCGCCGCAGGGCAUUCGAGCGAGUCUCAAGCGCAGCUAUCAGUCCUUCACGCAGGACUUUCUGGAUUACACUUCCGCCACGCAGUGGCCAUCUUUAUUGUACACGGUGGCAUUCCUGCAUACUAUCGUUCAGGAGCGCCGCAAGUUUGGUCCGCUCGGCUGGAAUAUACCCUAUGAAUUCAAUCAGGCGGACUUUGCAGCAAGUGUGCAGUUCAUACAGAAUCACCUGGAUGAAAUGGAUCCCAAGAAGGGCGUCUCUUGGCAGACGCUCGUCUAUAUGAUAGGCGAGGUGCAGUACGGCGGUCGUGUCACCGAUGACUUCGACAAGCGGUUGCUGACCACAUUUACGUCAGUGUGGUUUUGCGAACAACUGCUGUCGAAUUCGUUUGAGUUCUACAAGGGAUACAAAGUGCCCGGCACCAAGAAUCUGCAGGGCUUUAUCGAUUAUAUCAAUAGCCUGCCGGCAUACGACACGCCUGAAGUGUUUGGCUUGCAUUCCAAUGCCGACAUCACGUACCAGAUUAACUCGGCCAAAGGCAUCCUCGACACCAUACUGAGUGUGCAGCCCAAGGAGGGCGGCGGAGGAGGUGGCGAGACCAGAGAGAGCAUCGUCUAUCAGCUGGCCGACGAUAUGCUUCGCAAGCUGCCUGUGCAGUACAAUGCCUACGAGGUGCGUGAGAAUCUGACACGCAUGGGCAUCCUGCUGCCGAUGAACAUCUUUCUCAGGCAGGAAAUCGAUCGGAUGCAGCGCGUCAUCAAGCGCGUUCACACGUGUCUCUGUGAUCUGAAGCUGGCCAUCGAUGGCACCAUUGUGAUGAGCCCGGCGCUUAAGGAGUCAUUGGACGCCAUGUAUGAUGCCCGCAUACCUGAGACCUGGAUGAAAAUUUCAUGGGAGUCGACAACGCUUGGCUUCUGGUACACAGAGUUGCUGGAGCGUAAUGCACAAUUUCGUACUUGGAUAUCCACAGAUCGACCAAAGGUUUUCUGGAUGACGGGCUUCUUUAAUCCACAAGGUUUUCUGACCGCCAUGCGGCAAGAGGUAACACGAGCGCACAAAGGCUGGGCCCUCGACUCUGUUGUGCUACAGAAUCAAAUAACACGCUACAAUAAGGAGGACAUUACCGAGUAUCCAACGGAGGGCGUCUACGUGCACGGACUAUUUCUCGAAGGUGCUUCGCUAGACAGACGCAGCGGCAAGCUGAUUGAAUCAAAGAUGAAGGUGCUCUACGAACAAAUGCCAGUCAUUUAUAUCUAUGCCAUCAACACAACCGCCGGCAAGGAUCCCAAGCUCUAUGAGUGCCCAAUUUAUCGUAAACCGCAACGUACCGACCUCAAGUACGUUGGCUCCAUUGAUUUUGAGACCGACUUCAAUCCCAAGCACUGGACACUGCGAGGCGUCGCUCUGCUCUGUGACAUCAAAUAAGAGGCGAGCCACCCACAACAAAUGACACCACGAUGCCCCACUCAGUGGGCCAGCCAUUGUUUGCCAGCCUGUCAACUUUUGUACGUGCUCCGUCGUUCCCGUAAUGGUGCUGUGAUAAUUAUCGUUUUUUUGGGAGCCUUAUGUCAGCCCCUCCCUCCACUCCAAUUUUCGGCUUAGCUGUCUGUUAACAGUCUCGUGUAAUGCGUCAGCGAUACAAGUUUAUUAAUUAUGCCCUCGAGUUAUUCAAGAGGCGUUUCCCUGCACAAGGGAACAUCCAUCGUACACCAUAAUUAGCUGUUAGCCAAUGUUUAGAAUUACGGUUAAGUGUUUUUCUUAUUCUUUUUUUUUUGCCUUGUUUGUUUCUUGUUUUCACUCCCGCAAGCUUCUUCAUCACUUCAAGUGCUGCACUUGUCAAACGAAAUAAAGGUUU